AUGGAGGAUGUUCUAACACAUGUUAAUGAUCCAAAUGUAGUUCUUGAAACAACCGCUAGCCAGAAAACCUACUUGAGUGUUAAAUGCCCUGAGAAAACUGCAGAGGAGCUUUCUUCCAAAAAACAACCGAAGCCCAAAGUACCCGAUUCAGAUAAAACAUACAAUUACUAUAGUGACUUUACCAGGGAAACAUUUAUAGAUCGUAUGCUCGAAAAACCUGAAGAACGCGGAUUGGUGGCCAAGGUUACAAAAGGCCUAAAUAGCAACUAUCGCACAUCACUAAGAUGGUGGAAUCAAUAUAAAGAAACAGAGGAGAUUCCAAACAAGAAACCCGAAAGAAACGGUGGCUCUAAAAGCUCAUUUACUACUAAAUACAACGAGUAUUUACAGGGUCUAUUGGAUAAUGAACCUCAGUUAUUUUCGGAUGAUAUUAUGAAAAGCUUAACUGAACAAUUUGAAGGUUUCACCAUCUCUAAGUCGCAACUAAAUAAUUAUUUACGCAAUACAAUGCUCAUCACUAUCAAGAAACCAUUGUUUGAACCUGAAAUAAGAAAUUCACCAGAAAACAUGCAGACCAGAUUUGAGUGGUUUACGAAAAGGGAAGGACUCUAA
This is a messenger RNA of Mucor mucedo, 612 nucleotides long. RefSeq lists its product as uncharacterized. Bases 1 to 612 code for a protein of 203 amino acids. Lineage: Eukaryota; Fungi; Mucoromycota; Mucoromycetes; Mucorales; Mucoraceae. The record is from RefSeq and is a predicted model, not a curated record. The transcript has a single exon.